Molecule: messenger RNA, 1158 nt
Organism: Cydia strobilella
Lineage: Eukaryota; Metazoa; Arthropoda; Insecta; Lepidoptera; Tortricidae
Product: malate dehydrogenase-like
Exons: 1
Coding region: 96-1148 (350 amino acids)
Biological process (GO): carboxylic acid metabolic process
Cellular component (GO): cytoplasm
Molecular function (GO): L-malate dehydrogenase (NAD+) activity
Source: RefSeq, a predicted model, not a curated record
CACGUCCACGAAACUGUCACGUCAAUAAGUGACCGACAAAAUGCAAUAAAUUGAUAAAUUAAUCAAGUGGCAUGUUUAUAUAAUUGGUAUUAGUCAUGUUCCGUCUGACCAUAUCCCUGAUACGUCGGGGUCACGCCAGACGUAUGUUUCUCCACACAAAACCCGAAAUUCGACCAAAGGAACCUGGGAAAAAGGGCAAGUUUCAAGUCACCAUCAUAGGAUUAAAUCCAGUCGCUCAAAGCCUUUCCCUGCUGCUCAAGAAUCAUCCUCUCGUGGGUCGGAUAGUGUUAUACGAUCGACCAAAGUAUACAUAUGGCGUAGGGCUGGAUCUAUCUCAUAUCCCUAGUGGGUCGAUCGCGGAGGGACGGGCGGGACACGUCGGAGCUGCGCUGCACAACGCUGAUAUAGUGUGUCUAGCGUGCGGUGAACUCAGAAAACCCGGUCAGACGGACUAUGACUUAUUUAAAGUGAACGCGGAUCUCCUCAUCCAUCCUAUACAAGAACUUUGUAGACUAUGUCCCGACGCCUUCGUCGUAGAUCUCACCGAGCCCGUCAACUACACGAUCCCGCUUAUCAGCAGAAUCAUGGAAACCGAAGAAGCUUAUAACAAAAAUAAAGUGUUGGGUGUUACGAGCGUCGAUUCUAUGAGAGCCCAAGCUCGUCUACACCAGCUUUAUGAUAUACCGGAGCUAUUUAAAGAUAUCCACGUGCCAGUUAUCUGCGGACAUUCCGCUAGCACAUCAGUUCCACUAGUAUCGCAUGUCCGGCCUUGGGUCAAUAUCGACCCCAAAGGAGCCGCAAAUGUCAUAGAGUUUGUAAGGGAGUCGGGGAACGGAAUGCUGCAGAGUGGCUCGUAUCAAACUAGCCAGCUGACCGCUUUCGCGGGCGUGCAGACGGUCUCGGCCAUCCUCAACGCCCUAAGCGGCACCCCAGACGCACAAAUCGCGUUGGUGGCCAAUGACGCAUAUAAGACCAAAUUUUUUGCGAGUCCUGUAAAAAUUCAAAAAGACGGUAUAUCCGAAAUAGUGGACUUUAAAGUCAUAAGUAACAUAGAACAAACAUAUUUGAAUGAAUCAAUAGAAGAACUAGCGUAUGACGUAGAUGACGCUGAAUCAUACUACAAAGAAAUUUGUCACAAAUUAACUUAAGAGAUGAACA